AAUUUUCUACAAUAAGUAUUUUUCAAUUUUCAUUUGCACAUUAGGUUUAUUUAUGUUAUUGUCUUCAUAAUCUUAACUGAGUUUUUCUGUUGCUGUCAAUUUUUUUGUGAUCGUUAGAGCAAUAAGUGAUAACCAUGUCCAAUCAAAGGAGUGACAAGGGCCGUGAUGAGAUUAACCUGCGAAACUUGAGACGGAUGGAUGAUUCCAUCAAGGAGAUUCUUUCCACUGCUUCUGCUGUAACUGUUUACCAAUUUGCUAUCGAUGCAAAGAAAUGGAAUAAACUUCCAAUUGAAGGACCAUUACAUGUGGUUAGAAGAUCGAUAUAUCCUCGAACUACUUUAUAUGUCAUGAAUCGGUUAGAAACCAGUAAUUUGAUUCUGCCCAUUACUAAGGAAACUGACGUUAAAGUUGAAUUACCAUAUUUAAUGUUGAAGAAUCUUGAAAGAGGAAUUUUCUGCAUUUGGUUCUAUGUAAACGAUGAGUGUGCAGAAACAGCCUCGCUGUUAAUUAAUGAACUAGAAAGUUUAACUAAAAAUGGUCCCAACAGUGGUGACAUAGUCGCCCAACCGGUUGACUCUUUUGUUGAUACAUUGGCUAAAAUUGGGAUUAAAAACGUUACUGUUUCGAAGAGUGCUUCUAAGGGAAUAGAUUCUAAUGUCCACAGUGACGGUAAAAAUAUAGAACCAAGUGAGCUGAUGAGUACUCCUAGUAAUAGUAUCGAUAAACAGAAAUCCUUAGAAAACGGUGGUAGAUCGGUAAAUGUUCAAGAUCUUUUUGCUCAAGCAGCGUCAUUAGCACAAGGAGCUAAUGUCUCACAAUCUUCAAUACCUGACUCUCGACACACACCACGAGCUAUGUCUCGAAAUCAAUUUGCUCCAAUAAAUUUAAUCUACGAUUUGGAAAGAGCGAAAAACGAUGAAACAGGCGAACCUCUUGCUCCUAGCGAUACCCUUGAAGAUGAAAUGUUAACUCCAGCAAUGAUAAAAGAAAGAUCAAAAGACAAAUCUCUCCUUCGAGACAACGAAAAACAAAAUACUGGAAUUCUUACAAGUUCAAAUGAUCUAGUCCCUCCAAUCGAUGACCUUUACAUCUAUGGACAAUCCAGUAAACCACUUUCCAAUAAUCCAGACCAUUCUAGACUUCAAUUAUCAGCAUCUACCAGCCGUUCGCUCCAACAAUCGAACGUUUAUGAUCCUCAAUUACCAACUGACCAGUUGAAAAAUGUACUCAUCCAUCUCAUUCAAACUGAUCCUGAAUUCGUCGCAAAAAUUCGUGCUGCUCUCAUAGCUACACAGCACCAAGCAUCCUAUCCAUAAGAAAGUAUUGGUCUAACCUGGGCACUCGAGAAAUACAUCAGCUUUUCACUUCUCUCUAUUUUCACCAUCGCCGCUACAUUUUAGUGUUAAAAACAAGAAACAACCUUUUGAUGCCAUAAAAACUUUGACCGCGCAUACCAUUUGAUUUUUUUUCUAAUUGUCUCUAGGUUUGAUUGGAAAAUUAUAAUUUUUUCCUCUUUGCCCACCUCCACAUAUUGUUAUCAAACUAUGAGUAUCAAUUUUGAUCCCUUAAAGUAUAUAAUUAGCUCUUUCAGGUAAAUUUAACUAUUUUUGAAUUUACUAGAUCUUCGAUUUUCUUGAAAUCUCUUAUUUCCCUAACAAACUACUUCAAUGUUAAAUAAUAAUUUUCCUACAAAAGACAAGGAAAACUAUUUGAGGUGUUUCACUCGGAAAUAAGUUAAGGCAGAUUAAGUGAAACAUUCAGAAGUCUAAACCCUAUUUCACUGUGAAAUUAAAUUCACACAGAAAUCAAAGAAUAAAUCAAACUUCGUUAUUCCUUACUUUUUCAAUUAUUUGAAAAGUCAUGAUGUAAAUCAUAAUCUGUCCAAGGAUCAUCAAUAAAAAAUCAUCGUGCUCAUCAAAAA
Molecule: messenger RNA, 1921 nt
Organism: Tetranychus urticae (two-spotted spider mite)
Lineage: Eukaryota; Metazoa; Arthropoda; Arachnida; Trombidiformes; Tetranychidae
Gene: DCP1
Product: decapping mRNA 1
Biological process (GO): deadenylation-independent decapping of nuclear-transcribed mRNA; positive regulation of catalytic activity; deadenylation-dependent decapping of nuclear-transcribed mRNA
Cellular component (GO): P-body
Molecular function (GO): enzyme activator activity; mRNA binding
Source: RefSeq, a predicted model, not a curated record